CCGGAGCCGGAGCCGGAGCCGGCUCGAACCCCGGCCCCCGCGGGCGGGCGCCGCGGGCAUGUCGGAGGCGCGGAAAGGGCCGGACGAGGCGGACGAGAGCCGGUACGACUCGGGGAUCGAGUCUCUGCGCUCCCUGCGCUCCCUGCCCGAGCCCGCGGCCCUCGCCCCCAGGCCCUCGGAUGGCGGCGGCCCCCAGCCCUGGACCCCACCCCGGGGAGGCGCCGAGGGGCCGGAGGAGAAGGAAGACGCGGAUGGGGAGCGGGCCGACUCCACCUACGGCUCCUCCUCGAUCACGGGGCCCCUGCCCCUCCUGGGGGGCCUCGAGGCCGAAGACCCUGCCCCCUGCUCGCCGCUCGUCCCCCCGGGGAGUCUGAACGCUCAGCAGCUGGAAGCGCUCACUUACAUCUCCGAGGAAGGUGACACGCUGGUCCACCUGGCAGUGAUUCACGAGGCCCAAGCCAUGCUGCUCUACUGCCUUGCAGCGCUGCCCCAGGAGGUCCUGGACAUUCAGAACAACCUCUACCAGACAGCGCUCCACCUGGCGGUGCACCUGGAUCAGCCCCGAGCAGUCCAGGCUCUGGUGCUGAAGGGGGCCAGUCGGGUGCUUCAGGACCUGCACGGAGACACAGCCCUGCACAUGGCCUGCCAGCGCCAGCACCUGGCCUGCGCCCGAUGCCUGCUAGAGGGGCGGCCGGAGCCAGGCCGAGCCCAGCCUCACUCCCUGGACCUCCAGCUGCAAAACUGGCAAGGUCUGGCCUGUCUUCACAUUGCCACCCUACAGAGGAGCCGGCCGCUGAUGGAGCUGCUGCUUCGGAAUGGAGCUGACAUUGAUGCUCAGGAGGGCACCAGUGGGAAGACGGCGCUGCACCUGGCGGUGGAAACCCAGGAGCGGAGCCUGGUGCAGUUCCUGCUCCGGGCCGGGGCCCGAGUGGACGCCCGCAUGCUCAAUGGGUGCACCCCCCUGCACCUCGCAGCAGGCCGGGGCCUCAGCAGCAUCUCAUCCACGCUGUGUGAGGCAGGAGCCGACUCCCUGCUGCGGAAUGUCGAGGACGAGACGCCUCAGGACCUGGCUGAGGAUCCCCUGGCUCUCCUGCCCUUUGAUGACCUGAAGAUCUCGGGGAAGCCGCUGCUGUGUGGCGACUGAAGCCCCGCCGGGGUCUGGGGCCCAGGGCGCCUCCUGUUCCCACCUGGAAGCUGGAGCUGCUGCUGCUGCUGCAGUUUGGGCCUGCACCAUGUGCCAUGCUGGGGCCCUGGGGACUGCUGGUCCCAGCCUGGGGCCAGUACAGCCCUGAGCUGAGCGGAGGGAUCAAGAAGUAAGAAGAACCAGUCUAGAAGGAAGAGCUUUCCCAAUGGAUGGAGAUUCUUGGAAGGCCGCUCCGCCCCCGGGGGCUCCUGGGCGAAGCCUGUUUGUCCCCUGGGAAAGGGGCCGAGGGGCCUUUUCAACUGAUGUUCGUUGAGCUUGAACUGACCAACAAGUGUGAAAACGUGGACUCGCCCAAGUUCAAGGAGAGGCUGUAAUGUGAACAGGGGCCCCAUCUUCCUGCUGUUGAGGGCUCUCAAAGACUGCUGUUACGGAGUUCAUGCCAAAGGCUCUGCCUGACACGAGCCUUUGAGGAGGGAACAUUUCAGUAACAAGACACUAAAAUGGCAGAAAUUUUUA
Messenger RNA from Echinops telfairi (small Madagascar hedgehog), 1660 nucleotides. RefSeq names its product NFKB inhibitor epsilon (gene NFKBIE). NCBI's taxonomy places the organism in Eukaryota, Metazoa, Chordata, Mammalia, Afrosoricida, Tenrecidae. The transcript has 6 exons. Gene Ontology annotation, molecular function: protein binding. Gene Ontology annotation, cellular component: cytosol. The record is from RefSeq and is a predicted model, not a curated record. Gene Ontology annotation, biological process: signal transduction; cellular response to lipopolysaccharide. The coding region runs from base 59 to 1144 and encodes 361 amino acids.